Molecule: messenger RNA, 2558 nt
Organism: Magallana angulata
Lineage: Eukaryota; Metazoa; Mollusca; Bivalvia; Ostreida; Ostreidae
Product: ubiquitin-conjugating enzyme E2 H
Exons: 7
Coding region: 82-630 (182 amino acids)
Biological process (GO): ubiquitin-dependent protein catabolic process; protein polyubiquitination
Cellular component (GO): nucleus
Molecular function (GO): ubiquitin conjugating enzyme activity
Source: RefSeq, a predicted model, not a curated record
AUAACACAUAUCCGCCAUUAUUAUUGUUGUUUUCAAGAAGUCGACUACGUAAACAGAUAUUGCGGAGGAAAAUCAGUAAAAAUGUCAUCCCCCAGCCCAGGAAAGCGGAGGAUGGAUACAGAUGUUGUAAAACUAAUAGAAAGUAAACAUGAGGUGACGAUCCUUGGAGGACUCAACGAGUUCAUCGUCAAAUUCCACGGACCACAGGGAACUCCAUAUGAAGGAGGAGUGUGGAAAGUCCGCGUAGAUCUGCCAGAGAAGUAUCCAUUCAAGUCGCCCUCUAUAGGUUUUAUGAAUAGAAUAUACCACCCUAACAUAGAUGAAGUAUCCGGUACAGUUUGCUUAGAUGUGAUCAACCAAGCCUGGACGGCUAUAUAUGAUCUGGCCAACAUCUUUGAGGCUUUCUUGCCACAGCUCCUGACCUACCCUAAUCCCAUCGACCCACUGAAUGGAGACGCAGCCGCCAUGUAUCUCCACAAACCAGAGGACUACAAAAAGAAAGUCCUAGAGUAUGUGAAGAAAUACGCCACGGAGGAAGCCCUGCGGGAGCAUGACGAACAGCAAUCAUCGUCCAGUGAGUCCAGUAUGAGUGACUUUUCGGAGGAUGAAGCUCAGGACAUGGAGCUAUAACCUCUGGCUUGUGUUGUGUACAUUUACCUCCCUCUCCUACCCAGCACUGCUCAUCUUUACUCUUACCGACAAAGAUAUUGUGAAUCUCUCAAUCAUUUUAACAUUCAUGAUUUUCUUUCUUCCUGUUCAGUUUCUUUGUACAUUUGUACAUGUACCAUUUUUAUUGUUUUGAAUUUGUAUUGGGUUUAUUUUAUUUGUAUUAUAAUUCUAUUUGUUUCAUGCCAUGUGACAAAGAUAAAUCUUGAAAUGCCAUGUUUUCAUUAUCAGAAAUGGUCAUUUUUGUAUUUAUGGUGUUUUUAAGAAUUUGGAUUAGAUAGUGUAAUAUUUGAAAUUACAAACAUUUAAAAAAAUUGUACUUAUACAAGGUAUGUAAAAAUUAUGUUGGAGCUGUUUGUCAAGUUUUACAUUCACAGAAUCUUUUCCCAUGGUAUCAAUGUAUAUUUUUUGUUAAGAUAUUUGAGCAGUGCUGUGGAUACGGAAUUUUUCCUUCAUUUAAGGGGUCGUUUCUUUGGAGAAAACUAAUCAUGUAUCUAAUGUUUCUCUCAUUAUGAGAAAGCAGAUAUCAAUUAAUUAGAUGGAUUUCUCUUGCAACUAGUUGAUUUUCUUUGUGUGAAAGUAAGUUUGGUUCUGGAAAUUAUGAAUGGAAGUGGAUGAUAAAUGAAUGUGCAUUUGUUCAAUAGUUCAACAUUUAUUGUUUAUUGAAGAAACAUGUAUGUUAGAUUAUAUUGUGUGCUCUUUGUUUUGUUGCAAAACUGUAUUUGAGAAUCAUUUAAGCAAAAUAUCUCUAGUUUGUCCACUUACUGGUAUUUUUCGUCAUAAGUGACCAGGAUAAAAUAUUUUUGAAUUUCAUGCAUGAAGUAUACCUUGAUAAAAUCUAUUUUUAGAACUGAAAUUAUAAUGAGAUUGACGCCCAUUGUCAUAGGAUAGUUGCUCUAAAGAUUCUCUUUUGAUAAAGGACCACAGUAGUGUGAUGUUCAGUAAGGUUCUUCCCGAAGAUGACCCCUAUCUACCAUUGUUAACAUUUAUCACAGUGUGAAAGAUGUGUGAUCAGUUUUGAGUGCUGUUUUCCCCUGAGAAUUUGCUUUUCUUGUUUUUAAAAACUUUUAUUGUUUUAUUUGUGGCUACACAUGCAUGUAAACUUCCUGUGUGCUCUGUAUAUAAAAUAUGGCAAUCUUUUAAUUUGAUUGUAAAUUGUGUGGUAACAAUGAAAAUGUUUCUUUUUUGGACAGUAAGCUUAAGCUUGUGUCCUGUACAAUUGGUAUAUUUUGGUUUCCUUGCAGCAGGUAGCUUAUUGCCGUAGCCAUUGCGUUGUUAUGUUUUAAUUGUGAUAGUUGAUGAAGCGCCAUCUGAUGGGUUCACUAAACACAAGUCCUUGUAUCAUGUAUCUCUGCAGUUAUUUUAUUUUGAAAAUGUUAUUGUAUUUAAGUAAAUUCUUUUUCUUUGGAUAAAACAAAAUAUUUUGGAUUUUGCUGACAAAAAAUUAAGAGUUUUAAGCACUUGCUACAUUAUUGUGUGGAUAUUCAACAUUUAAAAACUUAUUUGCAUUAACGUGUGUAGAAUUAUAUUAUGUGUUCAUCUUACAGUGUACAUACUACUUGUGUAUAAUCCUAUCCAAAAGAGAUAAUUUUUGUUCGAAAUGUGCAGGUUGAAGGCAUUUUACCCAGAUAUAUUCUAACUACAUAAAUUAUUUGAAAAACAAUAUACUAGUAGCAAGUGUUCUUUAUGAUUAAAACUGACUAAUUCUUUACCCAUCGACAUUGAAUCCACGCUUUUCUAUUUCCCCCAUAGAUUUUUUAAUUCCCCCAGAUUUCAUUGAGCGCUCCACGAAAGGUAAACGUGAUUGGUUAGAGUGAUAGAUCAUAUAUAUGUAUAUCACAAUUAUAUGUAUUUAUUAUUUACAGAUACAAAAUAAAGUAGACAAAUAUUAA